CCCCAACACGACGUCAGUUCUCUUCAAUCCCGCUUGAUAAACUCCCCUUAAUUAAUCCCAUUUAUCAUCCCCCUCCAUUCACCCCAUUCACCCCCAUUUCCCCCUCCUUUUCUCCCCAACCUUCCGUUCAUGGCGAUCGUCCAUCCCAGGGCAUGGAAGAUAACGACGAUGAUUUCUUCUCCGACGAUGGCUUCGACGACAUCCCUCCCAGCACGUUGUUCCAAUUGGAGCAGAACGCCUAUCACGCCACUCAGGUCCAGAACCCCCAACAACAGCAAAAAGAACAGCAGCAGCCAUUCACCGACUCGGCCAAAACGCCACGGACCUUUUCCGACCUGAAUCGCGAUGCAGUUGCCGCCAACGCUAGUAUACAUACGGGAUUGAGCAACGACUACGAUGUUUGGGACAUAGGAGAACUGGAUGCCGAGGUUCUGGACGAUGGUGUACCUAUUCAACCGAAUGCUGCGCUGGAUCAAUCUGCGACUUUUUCUGCUUCGGUUCAGCAUCAGCAAAAUGAUGCUUCUGCAGGCGAAGAUAACUACGGGGAUCUUCCAGACCCCAUGGAGGUCGAAGAAGAAGGCACUUCGCGUUUCCCCGAACUCCACAAUGCCUACGCAGAACUCAGUGAAAAGCUGGCGUUGGAGACCGCACGACACCAGCAAAUGGCAGAAGAGCUGGUUGCAGCCAAAUCCAUGGCUGAAACCAAAACCGGGGAGAUCGCUAUUAUCCGGGCCAACCAGGCCAAAUUAACAGCAAACUAUGACCGCCAAUUGGCAGCAUUGCGAAAGGCGCUGGAGGAUGAGGAAGCGAGACACGAGGAGGAGGUCGCGGCUGCUCGUGCAGAGGGCAAGAUGUUCGCCACGGAAAAUGCCUUUCUUAGGCAAGACUUGGCUGAAGAGUCCAUGCGCGCCAAUCAGUUGAAGGCAAAAGGCCGAGCAAAGGAGGAAGCACCGCCAAUGACACCAAAAAAGACCAAGGUUUUGCCUUUCCGUGACGGCUUCGACGACGAUGAAAUUCUUGCGGUCUCUCCCAGCAAGUUGGCCCGUUCCAAGCGCGCUACACCAGUGGUUCCGGGGAAAAGAAAAAGGCAGCUCAGUCAGGACAGCCCGACACCGUUGCAGUUCAGCCCGCAAGUGGAGCCUAAUCCGGUCGAAUAUGCUGAAGAUCUGUCGGACGAUGCAAUGCUAGAUGCUGGACCCGAUCAAGCCCAACUCAAGGAGGCUCCCGGCAUUGUGGACUUGAGCAUCGUCAAACGUCUUUUGAACCACAGGUCUUCGUCAGAUGAAAAGCCCGACAUCGAGGUCAUGGCUGGGCUGGCGUUCCCAUCAGAGUCGCAGCGCAUGCUGUCCACCAUUCUUUUGGAGACAACUAACAACCUUGACUUGGGAAAUUACAUGGUGGAAUACGCGCGCGCUAUCAUAUCCCUGUGGUCGCGCGCAUUGGAAGAGAAGUACUUCCAGCCUAUCCCGAUGUUCUUGUCAAUUAUGCAACACCUCAUUUCCGAGGACCUACAAACUCUUGACUCCGACUUGUACAAGCAUCUGGUGCCGGUUUUGCAAGUUUCUGCAGAAGUCAAUGCGGUUCCCCGUUUCCACAACUCCCCCGUCUCGGGACCAAAUCUAGGCCGGGCGCGAAAGACCCCAUUGUCGGAACUAGAGCCACUGGUCGACUCGACAGAGGUUCUAGGUCUGUUAUAUGAUAUGGCAUGCAUCCGUCUACAUGUGGAGCAGGAUAUGAUUGAACUCUGGCGGCCUAUUCGCUACGACUUCGUCCUGACGAUGCUGAAUUGCUCGCAGCCCAUUGAUGACAUAGUCCUAAUGCUAAGCCUGUUGUCGACUAGCAUCCGCUCCGACUCGUUCGGCCCCGUCCAGGAAUCCGAGGAAGUUCAGAACAUCAUCGAAAAUUACAUCGUGGAUCGCGUCGCCAAUCUUCUCAGUGAGCAACCACUACUGGACGAAGGACAGGAGCCGUACAUGCCGUAUGAGAUCUGCAGCAUGCGGCAGGAAGCAUUAGCCUUCCUCACGAGCGUUGCCUUCAAUCCUCGGAUAUCCGACAGUACGCACGGCAGCAUGAUCUUGGCAUCCCACCCAACAGCGCUGGCCCGGUUAAUCCGCGUGGCACACGAUGAGCUGGACGCUCUCUACACCCUACCACCUGAGAAAGAUCUCCACGCAGCAUUGGUUAAUGGACUGAUAUGUCUAGUUCACGGAGUGACCCAGCGACAUCGAGAGCAGGCGGAUUUGCAGUCCAAACUGUGCCGAGUGCCUGGCGGGAAGCAGAAAUUCCUCGUGGUUUUGACACGACUGGCGUUCAGCGAAGGGCUAGUGCUAGAAGCAGGGAUCGAUGAUGCCACGGUCGAAAUGGCCCAUACGAUCCUCGAUGAUGCUGUGACGCCCCAGGAAGCCGAAGCGCUGCUCGAGGCGUUUCCAAACGCCAAAAGGAGUGAGGAGGAGCCGUCAAGCGAGGACUAAUUUGACCGCAUUAAUGUUCGCAUCCAACUGGUGUUUGGACACGGAAGGUCUCCAGUAAUAAUGAUGAUACCAACGAAGCAUAGCAGACAUGAUAUACGACUUAAUCUUCUUCAUGUUUAUUUUAUUAUAUACCUUAGCCACUAGAAAUAGAGGAUGGUGUUACUACUUG
Aspergillus sclerotioniger CBS 115572 is the source of this 2640-nucleotide messenger RNA. Its product is annotated as putative DNA repair protein Rad26. The coding region runs from base 153 to 2471 and encodes 772 amino acids. The transcript has 2 exons. Lineage: Eukaryota; Fungi; Ascomycota; Eurotiomycetes; Eurotiales; Aspergillaceae. The record is from RefSeq and is a predicted model, not a curated record.